Messenger RNA from Cryptomeria japonica (Japanese cedar), 1382 nucleotides. RefSeq names its product probable xyloglucan endotransglucosylase/hydrolase protein 32. The transcript is spliced from 3 exons. Gene Ontology annotation, molecular function: xyloglucan:xyloglucosyl transferase activity; hydrolase activity, hydrolyzing O-glycosyl compounds. The record is from RefSeq and is a predicted model, not a curated record. Gene Ontology annotation, biological process: xyloglucan metabolic process; cell wall biogenesis. Gene Ontology annotation, cellular component: apoplast; cell wall. The coding region runs from base 63 to 1166 and encodes 367 amino acids. Lineage: Eukaryota; Viridiplantae; Streptophyta; Pinopsida; Cupressales; Cupressaceae.
GAGCACAGCAACAGACCAUUACCAUCAAUAGUUCUAAACAGAGUAGUAGCUUUCCUUGUACAAUGCCUCAGCUUCUUACUUUUCUUCAUGUCAAUCUUAUUUUGAUUUUGCUAUGGUCAUUCAUUGAACUCUCAGCUAAAUCUGCUGCUGCAACUCAUAAUCAUAUACUACCAUCCUUACAAGGCAGGCCUGUAACUGAUAAUUUCAAAGCAAUGAAGUUUCCCCAAGGCUAUUCAAAUCUUUGGGGUCCCCAACAUCAAAGAGUAUCAAAAGAUAAAUCCUCUGUUACUUUAACAUUAGACAUAUCUUCAGGUGAUACCACUCAAAAUUUUCCAUCUGUAUUCAACAUGUCUGCUAAUGCAAUGAAUAGGUGCUUCAUUUCAUUGCAUCUCAAGGCCUCUGAUAAACUUCAUUUACUCAUUGUUUUCCUGUUGGAUGCAGGCAGUGGAUUCAAAUCAAAGAAGACCUACAUGUAUGGUUUCUUCAAUGCAGCUCUAAGGCUCCAGUCGGGCUACACUGCAGGAAUUAUCACUUCAUUCUAUCUGUCAAACAAUCAGGUCUAUGAGGGUUGGCACGAUGAAGUAGACAUAGAGUUUUUGGGAACAAUACCUGGAGAGCCUUAUAAACUGCAGACCAAUGUGUAUGGAAAUGGUACAGGAGAUGGAUCUCAUCUCACCGGCAGGGAACAACACUUUCAUCUGUGGUUUGAUCCAACCAAAGACUUUCACAACUACAGCAUUUUGUGGACCCCUCAUCAAAUCCUAUUUAUGGUGGACAGUAUUCCAAUAAGGAGAUUUCCAAAGGUAAAGAGCCUGGGAAUGCAGUACCCAUCAAAGCCAAUGUCAGUGUAUGCAACCAUUUGGGAUGCCUCUGCCUGGGCAACAGAUGGAGGGAAAUACAAAGCUAAUUACAGUUAUCAGCCAUUUGUGUCCACUUACACCAACUUCAUGAUCAGUGGAUGUUCUCAACCAGGUUAUUUGGGCAAAAAAUGUGCCCAUGGCUAUUUGGAUUCGUUCAUCUCUCCCAAGCUGAAUAGGUUUCAAAGACAUGCACUCCAAUUUGUACGUAAAAAUUAUAUGAUUUACGAUUACUGUCAAGAUUUUCAGCGGUAUCCCAAUGGAAUGGCCGAGUGCCCACCCUUCUCUAAGCAUUCUCGCCUCCCCUGAAAUAGCCGGAGGGAAGAAAUAAUUACAGAGGAUGAGACUGCCUAUUUGUAUUAUAUUUAUACUAUUGUAUGCAAAUCCUGUGGUCUAUAAACUCCAUUCGGGAAUGAGCUAGACCGGCCAAACAUUUCAUAAUUUAUUCAACUUCACGAAAUUGAAUCCUUAAUAUAUAUUACCUGCAACGACAGAGAAUUUGUCAAAUUGGUUGUUUGGGAAAGU